This is a messenger RNA of Aphanomyces astaci, 681 nucleotides long. RefSeq lists its product as hypothetical. The coding region runs from base 1 to 681 and encodes 226 amino acids. The transcript is spliced from 2 exons. Lineage: Eukaryota; Oomycota; Saprolegniomycetes; Saprolegniales; Verrucalvaceae. The record is from RefSeq and is a predicted model, not a curated record.
AUGAAAGUCAUCGUUGGAUUGACUGCUACCUUUGCCGCCCUAUCGUCAGUUGCUACCGCUGGCCGUGUCCUUCGAGGGGCCAGCCCCCCUGAACACCAUCAGGUGGCCACAACCAUCGCCCCCCUUGUGUUCGACUACCAAGAGCACAACGGCCAAGUGGAUGCUGAAGGAAGAGGUGUCAUCUCCCCCCUUGUGCUCGACCACCACGAGCACAACGGCCAAGUGGAUGUCCGCCGUCUCGAGGCUGAAGGCAAAGGUGUCAUCUCCCCUCGUGUGUUGGACCACCACGAGCACAACGGCCAAGUGGACGUCCGUCGCCUGGAGGCUGAAGUCGGAGGUGUCGUCUUAAAGCCAUCUCACACUGAAUCCUAUUCCGGUGGAGUGGGCGUGGACACUAUUGUGUAUGUGCUUGAUCGCCGCUUGGCGGACGCGGCUGGAACACUCGGUGGAGUUGCCUCUGAAGUUUCCCAUUCUGUCGCGUUGGAUCAAUUUGGUCAAGAUACCCUCACUAUUCGCUCCAAACACAGUCUUGACCAACGUCAAGCGUCGGUUGGUGUUGGGUUGGACAACAUCAUCUUUGUGCCCGUGCUGCCGUCUGCGAUUUCUGCCGACCAAAGGAAGGCGUCUCAUGAUGCCGUCGGUGCGCUUGGCGAUGGUCGCGGCCAAAUCGAAUUCGAUUAG